UCCCUGCCUGCUUGGCCUGCCUAGGCUGCGCGCGCACGCCCUUCCCUUCCACCCUGGGCCUGCCUGCCUCUCUCUCUCUCUCUCUCUCUCUCUCUUCUCUUUUUCUCCACCCAGAAGAAAGAAGGCCCUUGCAAGGCAGAACAGUCAAUAAAGGAAGCAGAAGAUGAAGAGGUGAGCGUCCAGAAUCCAUGUUCCUGGGGAAAAAGGAUGCCAUGUUUUCCCAGAAUAUUUCCCCAAGCAAAAACAGGAAAAUUCUGAUGUCAAAACAUCACAACUGACCUUCACGCCAAAUUGGACUAUGUGAGUGUGCCAGGACGGUGUUAACAUUCAAUAACAGUAAUGCAAGAAAACUUCCUCUAAAGAGAACCAUGAUCCACCUGUCGCGUUGUCCUCUUGGAACUGAUUUGUUCUAACACAGUUCUAACACAGCCUCUGUUCUUUGAGAACAAGAAGAUAAACCCAUAGAAAAUGGGAAUGUUGUGACUCGUACUGGAACGAUUGCCUGUGAAGUUGUUCUUGUCUGUUUCUUCAAUUACGGGAAUAAAUCUAUAGGAAACAGGAAUGUUGUGACUUGUAUGGAAACAAAUCACCCAGGAAUAAUAAACCCAUCAAAACGAGAACAUUGUGACUGAAAAGGAUCGCCCACGAAGCCAAUAUUUGUUUAUUCUUUUUCAAGAACAGGAAUUAUAAAACAAUUGAAAAUGGAAAUCUUGUGACUCACCCUGAAACAAUCGCCUGUGAAGCUGUGAUUCGUCCGUUUCUUCUUCGAUUACGGGCAUAUAAAUCCAUAAAAACGAGAAAGUUGUGACUGUAAAAGAUCGCCUGUGAAGCCGUUAUUUGUGUGUUUCUUCUUCGAUUACAGAAAUACAAAUCCAUAGGAAACAGGAAUGUUGUGACUCAUACGGAAACAGUCAUCCCUGGAAAUAAACCCAUAUAAAAUAUUUUCCUUCUUUAAGAACAUAAGUAUGAACCAAUUGAAAAUGGAAAUGCUUUGACUUGACCUGAAACAAUUGCCCAUGAAGCCGUGCUUCAUUUGUUUCUUCGAUUAGGGGACAGCGAACCCAUAAAAACAGGAAUGUAGUGACUGAAAAGGAUCGCCCACAAAGCCAUUCUCGUCCGUUUCGUCUUCAAGAACAGGAAUUAUAAAUCAAUUGAAAAUGGGAAUGUUGUGACUUGUCCUGAAACGAUUGCCCAUGAAGCUGUGAUUUGUCAAUUUCUUUUAUUACAGAAACACAUACCCGUGACAAAUGGGAAUGAUUGCCUGCUAAGCAUUCGCCCAUCUAUCUGCCAUUCAUCCCCUUGGAGUUAAGGGCGAUCCUUUGGGUGUGUGUUGUGGGUAGGACAUCCACAGGAUUUGCGCCUGGGAACGUCCACGGAGAUGAGAAGGGUGGUACAGGACUGCUAGGACCCUCUGCCUGCUGGUGAUACCAUGGGAUGCCGGCAAAGCUCGGAGGAGAAAGAGGCGGCGCGGCGGUCCCGGCGGAUCGACCGCCACCUGCGCUCGGAGAGCCAGCGACAGCGCCGUGAGAUCAAGCUCCUCCUCCUGGGCACCAGCAACUCUGGGAAGAGCACCAUUGUUAAGCAGAUGAAAAUCAUCCACAGCGGUGGGUUCAACCUGGAGGCCUGCAAGGAGUAUAAGCCGCUCAUCAUCUACAACGCCAUCGACUCGCUCACCCGCAUCAUCCGGGCACUCGCCACCCUCAAGAUUGAGUUCCACAACCCGGACCGGGCCUACGAUGCGGUGCAACUCUUUGCCUUGACGGGCCCUGCUGAGAGCAAAGGGGAGAUCACGCCCGAGCUGCUGGGGGUCAUGAAGCGGCUGUGGGGCGACCCGGGCGUCCAGGAGUGCUUCUGCCGCUCCAACGAGUACCACCUGGAGGACAACGCCGCCUACUACCUGAAUGACCUGGAGCGCAUUGCAGCUGCAGACUACAUCCCGACCGUGGAGGACAUCCUGCGCUCCCGGGACAUGACCACAGGGAUCGUGGAAAACAAGUUCACCUUCAAGGAGCUGACCUUCAAGAUGGUGGACGUGGGCGGGCAGCGCUCCGAGCGGAAGAAGUGGAUCCACUGCUUUGAGGGCGUUACUGCCAUCAUCUUCUGUGUGGAGCUGAGUGGCUAUGACCUGAAGCUUUAUGAGGACAACCAGACGAGUCGCAUGGCCGAGAGCCUCCGCCUCUUCGACUCAAUCUGCAACAACAACUGGUUCAUCAACACCUCACUGAUCCUUUUCCUGAACAAGAAGGACCUGCUGGCGGAGAAGAUCCGCCGGAUCCCGCUGAGCGCCUGCUUCCCAGAGUACAAAGGCCAGAACACCUAUGAGGAGGCCGCCGUCUACAUCCAACGCCAGUUCGAGGACUUGAACCGCAACAAGGAGACCAAGGAGAUCUACUCUCACUUCACCUGCGCCACUGACACCAGUAACAUCCAGUUCGUCUUCGAUGCCGUCACAGACGUCAUCAUCCAGAACAACCUCAAGUACAUUGGGCUUUGCUAAACCAGGUUUGAUCAUUAAUGAGGCCCAAACGAGACGCCCGCCGCAAUGGACCAGCAGCGGGAUAGACCUCUCAAAGGAAACAUUCUAAUUGGGAGGAAAGAAGGAAUGAUCAGUAGUGAACUCACGAUCCUUCCGACGGGGGGGUUGGCUCCCCGCUUCACGCAUGCACUUUUCAUUGUUUUCGUUGUUCAGGGAGGGGAAAUAAUGAAGAUUUGCCUUCGAUUUAAAAAGGGGUUCGAGUUUCUGAACUGAAAAAGAAAACCUGCUACUCUAACGUCGCUGCUGCCUCUCAUCGUCUGUUUAUUUUUCUAAUUUAUUUAUUUAUUAUUUAUUAUUAAUUAAUUGUUGCCCCGUUUUGUGUCUUGUCAGUCUUAACGAGAUUGAAUAUAUUUAAUUCUCAUUUUUUUGUGUCCAAGUGAAAUCAAUUAACGGAACAUGUAGAUUUGUUAAUACAAAAGUUGGAAUAUAUUUAAUUUUUUUUAAUGUCAGCGCAAAAUCAAUUAACGGGAGACUUGGGUCCAUUAAUAAAAGAGAUGGAAUAUAUUUUAUUUAAUUUAAUUAAAUAUAUUCUAUUUUUUUCAUCCAAGCAAAAUCAAUUAACAGGAGGUGUAGGUUCAUUAAUAUAGGAAAUGGGAUAUAUUGAAUUAAAUUUUCUGUGAGCAAAACCAGUUAACGGGAGACUUAAUACAGUAAAUAGAAUAUAUUUAAUUUAAUGUUUUGUGUGUUCAAGUAAAAUCAAUUAAUGGUAGACUUGGGUUCAUUAAUACAAGAGGUGGAAUAUAUGUAAUUUUUGAGAAAAAAUUAUUAAUUGCAUUAAUUAAUACAAGAGGUGGAAUUACUUGUUAUUUUUCUUUGUUGUUACAAAGAACGAAAAACAAAAUAAUGGGAAACUCGGGUUAAAUAAUACCGGGGAAAUUAAGCUUAUUAAUUGUGUUAAUUUGUAUCAGUUGAUACCAAUUAUCAAUAAUAAUGUAUCAAUAAUAGUCUGUGUUUUGCAUAACUUUGAGGUGAACGCCAAGGCUAUGUAUUAAUGGUCUUGUAUUUUUGUUUUUUGCAUCAUUAAUUGAUGGCGAAUAUUCAGAUUAAGUGUUAACGGGAAUCCCAGCAAGCACUAAAUAUGCAGCCAAAAAUUAUAAAUAUAUAUAUGAAUAAAUAGGAAAACAAACAAAUGAAUUGCAUUCCUAAUAUAUAAGGCUAGGCCAAACUCUGAAGAAGUAUUUUAUACAUAUUUUUACAUUCCUUUUAAUUAACUUAUUGUUAAUUUUUUAUUGCCGAAUAAUUGUGCUCUUAACACAAACAAACAAAGUAUAAUAAAUAGAUGUAGGUUGUUUUAAUUUAAGUUUUUUAAAUUAAAAAUCAUGUUGUGUCUGGAAUUUUAAUGAGAGUGCCAUAUAGACGGAUAUAAUGAUAAAACUUAUAAAAGGAAUUAAUGCCUUCCUUUAAAAAAAAAACCCACUGGAUGCCAAUGUGAAACUGUACAAUAUAGCCUUUUAAAGUCUUUUAAUUUUAAUUUCUAUUUCUUAUGAUUUUAUUAUUCUAUUUUAACGUGAUGUAAUUAUUAGGUGAAGAGAUGAGUGAUAUGAACAAUAUUUAAAUGUCUAGAUAUUUAAUUUUUUUUAAGUGGAAUUAAAAGAAGUGGAAGUGACAAGUUACAAUUCUUCCCUCCCCCCAACUUUCUAUAAAAUAAUAUUGGAUGGUAUAUUUAGCAAGCUUACAAUUAUUUUAUUUGAUAUUCUGAGAAAAGUGUUGUGUGAGAUUACGGUUUUUGCGUGGAUCUGCCAUUUUUCACGAGGGUCGCACGACUGUUAUUCUCUGUGCAAAAGACUUCUUUAUCAAAUUAACAAUUAUUAUUUGAAAAUGUGGAAGUCUGAGAAAAUUGAUAACUUUCAUGUGGGUCAUUAAGUUUUCACGUGGCUCGCACGACUAGUACUGUAACAUGAUUCCUCCGUGCAAAAGACUUAAUUUCCUUCCUUUUUAAAAACGGAUCGGUGUAUGCUAAGUGUGUAAAUGUAUGUGCAAAGAACUGUAAACCACAUCAAGGCACUUCCUCCUUUUCACACACACUCGCACUCACACAAACACACAAUGACUUCCUUCCCCUUUCCUCUUGUGUUUCCUGAUUAUAUGAAGAUUGUCAGCCAAGGCCUUUACAGAUUUUAAAUAAACCAUAAUAAAACGGAGAACAAAGGAAA
Messenger RNA from Anolis sagrei ordinatus, 4689 nucleotides. RefSeq names its product G protein subunit alpha z (gene GNAZ). Gene Ontology annotation, biological process: adenylate cyclase-modulating G protein-coupled receptor signaling pathway. Gene Ontology annotation, molecular function: G-protein beta/gamma-subunit complex binding; G protein-coupled receptor binding; GTPase activity. NCBI's taxonomy places the organism in Eukaryota, Metazoa, Chordata, Lepidosauria, Squamata, Anolidae. The record is from RefSeq and is a predicted model, not a curated record. Gene Ontology annotation, cellular component: heterotrimeric G-protein complex.